Schistosoma rodhaini is the source of this 4381-nucleotide messenger RNA. The record is from the annotation of a GenBank genome assembly. NCBI's taxonomy places the organism in Eukaryota, Metazoa, Platyhelminthes, Trematoda, Strigeidida, Schistosomatidae.
AAAAAUUGUAUUUUAUGGAAGCGUUGUUUUGAUCUGCUACAUUUUGCUAAUUCUCUAUAGUAUCAAGUGUAGGCUGUUCAAAAAUGAAAAUGAAAGUCGUGACAAAUGACUCCAUAAUUCAUAAUGAUUUAGCUAGUUCUGUUGACUGGGUGUCUUGCGAUGAAAUAAUUUCGAUUGCUGAUGAUCGAGCUGUUAAAUGUUGGAAUCUGAUAUCAGAUCAAGUGUCAGACUUAUUAAGCUUGCCUCAUAAUGUAUUUCCAACAUGUAUGGACCGGCUUCCCAGACAAAGGACAAAACACUCUACUAAGACUUCAAGAGAAAGUGAAAUAUUCUUGCUCGGAGCUACUGAUGGGAAAUGUUACAUCAUUUCUAAAGAGAAAAAAAUAGAACGAACUUCAGAUGCUCAUCAGGGGGCUGUUCUAUCUGCGAAAUGGAAUUUCGAUGGAACUUCUUUUGCUACAUCUGGAGAAGACGGACAAAUAAAAAUUUGGUCACGGAGUGGGAUGUUAAGAUCCACUUUGUGCCAACACAGUUAUCCUAUCUACUCGAUUUCAUGGGGUGCUAACUCCAAUAUGAUGCUUUUCUCUCUCGACAGACAACUAGUUACGCAAUCUCUUCAAGCAAAUGUCAAACCUUUUGCUUGGAAAGCUCAUGAUGGUGUCAUUUUGCAAGUUGAUUGGAAUGCCAUCAACAAUCAACUUAUUUCCGCUUCAGAGGAUUGUAAAUACAAAGUAUGGGACAGUUACGGGAGGCUCUUAUAUUCGAGUGCGCCUUUUGAAUAUCCAGUUACUUCGAUCUCAUGGUCUCCUGAUGGUCAGUUAUUUGCAGUUGGAUCAUAUGCUACUGUAGUGUUGUGUGAUAAACUUGGGUGGAUUCAUGCUUUAGAGGAAACGCAAACUGGUAGUAUUCUGAGUAUCAAAUGGUCUCCUGAUGGUAAUCAAAUAGCAUGCGCUGGUGGAAAUGGUCGAAUAAUUAAUGGAUAUGUUAUUGAAAGAUGUUUAGAAUGGAAUGGUUUUGAAGCAUUGUUAACAGAUGAACGAACUGUUGUAUUACAAAAUCAACGAAAUGAAUCGAUAGAACGUCUAGAAUUCCGUGAUCGCGUAUCAAAAGCAUCAUUCAGUUUCAAUUACUUUAUUGUGGUAACUAGCACACAGUGUUAUGUAUACAAUAUUAAAAAUUUCAAUACACCUACCAUUGUUGAACUUAAAGAGUCCAGCGUUACUCAUAUUUCUCAAUGUCAGAAAUAUUUCGCUUUAGCUGAUGGAUCCAGUGUGUAUGUCUACAAUUAUGAUGUACGUCUUAUUUGUUCAUUAAAACAUGCUAAUAUACACGCGGAACAAAUUUAUGCAGAUUCUAUAACUAUGAGCAAUGAUGUGAUUGGUAUUAAAGACCAAUUAGAUAAGAAAGUUAUUCACUUAUUUGAUCCAUCGAGUGGUAAAACGCUAGGUGAUGGUAAACCAAUAACACAUUCGACUGAAAUUAUGAAAAUUAGUUUAAAUCAAAUGGGUAAUUCAUUUGAUCGUCGAUUGGUUCUGUUAGAUAGUAACAAAGACUUAUAUUUAAUGUCAAUUAGAAUACUUGGUAAUCAAAGGAAAAUGGUUAAAUUAGCUACAAUGGUUAGUUCAUUUCUAUGGGCUGAAACAUCAAAUAUUUUGGCAGCCAUAACAAACGACAAACUUGUCAUAUGGUUCUAUCCUGAUAUUACAUUAACCAAUAGUGAUAUAAUUAACUUAACACAAGAAGAACAUAACAUAAUUGAUGAUUAUGGGAAACAAUUGGAAUUAAUUAAUUUUUAUCGAGAUCGAAUCAUGAUUAAACGUGCUGAUGGAAGUACUGUUUAUUAUCCGAUUUCAAUUUACCCUGAUAAACUACAUCAAUUAAUUAGUCAAAAUAAAUGGAAUGAAGCACUUAAAUUAUGCUGGACAGUUAAGGAACGGAUUCUUUGGGCAUGUUUAGCUGGCUUAGCAACAAACGCUAAAAUGUUGGAUGUAGCAGAAAUAGCAUUUGCUGAAAUUGAAGAAGUUGAUAAAGUGGAAUAUAUUCGAUAUAUCAAAAGUUUACCUACGACAGAAAUGAGAAAUGCUGAAAUCUUACUUUUAUCAGGUUAGAAGUGACUUAUGACUGUAUUUUUAAAAUACUAUCUAUAUGCUAUUAAUUAUUUUUGGUAAUGAUUGUUUUUGACGAACGAGGUGAUUGCUAAAUCAAGAUUAGGAAGUUUUCUCUGUUGGUGUUGUAUCCCGUGGAGAAUUAUGAAUGGUAACUUUGAGCACUAUGUAUGGACCAAUGUGAUAUGUAUAUUUCCUACUGUAUAAUUGUUAAGUAACUUAACUAUUCAUAUGCAUGUUCUUUUUAUUAUAAGCUUUAUUUUGACGUAUGAACUAUUAUUAUACGAUUUACUACUCUUGAGUUAUCCCUAGUUCAUCAAUUACUGUUCCCUGUAUUCACAGCCAUAUUUGGCCAAAUCUUGUACAAAUGUUAUUUUCUAUUUGAUGGUACCAUGUGGUCAGUUUGUUUGGUAUACAAACCCAGUAUGUUUGAGAAUAAUGAUUCAUAUUGCAGAGGCUGUUAUUAUGUUCUGGACUUAACUGGCUGGCCUAGGCAGAAAGCAGGACUGACAGGUACUCAAGACUGUUCAUACGGCUUUUGUGUAUCAUUGGGCGAUCAAUAAAUUCACUGUUCUCUGAUUGGCGGGAAUCAGCACGUUUAUAUAUUAAACAAGGAACGCAUGCACCCACACGAUAUAACUGUUAGAUAUUAUCAUUAAGUUAAACUGAUAUACACAAAUAAUAAUAUAAGUUGACAAGAUAAUCGUAAUCUAUAGGCUUGAAGGCCAUUGAGUGAUAUGAAUUACAUUGAGAUAUAUUCUCUUUGACGAAUUUUAUGUAGCGACCUUGAUCAUUUGUAUUAUCUUGAAUGCAUAUUAUGAAUCAGUCUCAAGCAAGGAUGACAAAGCUGUUAAACCUUCAUGAUUUUCACUAAUACAACAAAAUAUUAAAUUCCCUUGGUUUUGUUUACUUGUAUCUUCCCAUUGUUGCUUAGGUGUGCGAUUGAUCAGUCUCUUAUUAGCAUAUGUAAAUCCAUCUUUUCUUAUAAAGGUUGUGGCUUCAGGUAAUAUCGAGGCAGUCCGCACAUGAUGCACAUAUGCCAACAAGAGCCUGAUCACUUGUAGUCUUAAAUAACAAUGAGAAGAUACAAGUAAACAACACCAAGUGAAUUUAAACUUCACCCAAUUGCACAAGCAAGUGGCUAUAAGGACUCAGUGGCUAAGUGGAUAACAUGAUAACGGUACUUGGUUCGAGUCCCAGAGUGAAUAUCAACUCUGAGAUGUAGGUACGUCCAGCUGACAAGUCCUAAAUACGACGAAACGCGCGUUCUGGAUUCUACUGUUAGUUACUAUCCAUCUUUGCUUAUAAACAACAUAAUAUUAUUUUAUUGAAAUCAUGACUGCAUCAUAAAAUACUUGCACUGAUUACAAUAACUAAGAUAUCAUGAUACUAUCUUAUGAAAACAGUUACAGAGCAAAGGUAAGUAUUUUGAUCAAUACAUUUGCAAUUUAUACUGUAUUUGUAAUUUAUCAUUUUAAAGGUUUUCCUACGGUUAUAACAAAAAAAAAUAAGGAUUUCAUCGAGCAUACACUUGACACUAGGCUCAAUUGAUCACGAUAUUUGAUCACGUGUUACACUUAACUGGAUUAUGUGACCAAUGAUCAUGAACCUGAAUAAAGUAGAACGAAAGCUUAUCAACACAAUAAGUCAGUCGACCAUUGUAAUCUAUUUUUCAUGAAAGAUCAUCUCUUACAUUUCGGUAUGAUCGGAUAUGUAUGUGUUCGCUCUUUAAACAAUCAUGGCUCACUUUUAUUUACCACCUAACUUGUAGUAUCUCUUUUGAAUUCAUUUUUAUCAAUUUUUUUUAUAGGUAAAUAUCAAGAGGCUGAAGCAAUUCUGCUACAGAAUCAUUUAUAUUUUCGUGCUAUCAUGCUUAAUUUGCAUGCAUUUAAAUGGAAUAGAGCACUUGAAUUGGCAAAUAAAUACAAUUUAGCCAUUGAUAUUGUAUUAUCAAUGCGACAUGAUUAUUUAAAACAAUUAAAUCGUGUUGAAGAAUUAGAUUCCUUUAAUACACAACCAAAACAAAGUACAUUGGAUUCAUCGGAAUUGAAAGAAAGAAUUGAAGAGGAAUAUUUAAACGAGAAGAAACAACUCCAAGAAUUAUCAACCACUUGAAAAAUACAUCAAACAUUGUAUGAGAAUGUAUAUGAACUGCUUAUUUUUCAAAGAAAGUGUUUACCCUUAUGAUUUACUAUUAACAAUAACGAUCGAAAUUCGAUAAUUGUUGAUCAAUUAUGCUGUGAUUUCACAUUUUUGAAGUUAAUUAUCUGUAUUUA